AAUAUCAUCAAAUAAGUAUGGUUUUGUUGUCAAUUAUUAACACUUCACAUAAAAAACCAACACAAACACAACACUUGAAACAUACAAAACCAGAAAAAAACUAAAAAAAAAAAACAAAAUAUGUCCAAGACAUUGGAAAAAAAGGAAAAUGUUUUUGGCUUAAACUUCGAAUUACAACCCACACAAGAUGUUCCAGUUUACCAAUAUCUCGAAGCCAAUGAGUCAUUCCUAAAGAAGCCCUCGAUGGUCAAAGAGGUAAUGGAGUACCUGGAUACCAUUGAAAAUGCCAAUAAGAUGGAUUCCACAAGGACUGCUAGGAAAACCGCUGUUGACCGCAAAUCAGUGGCGCAGGACGAUGACUUUCUGGUCACUCUACGAACGCCUACAAAUGUCCGGUCAUCGUUCAGACGAGCCAAAUUUAAAAAAAUCCCCAUGAACACGAAUCAAUUUACUUUCAUGCGACAAAUCGAACCAGAGCCAGAGGAUCGCAUCUUGGCCCGGCAACAAAGGGAAAUUGUGGCCGAAACAUUUCGUCGAUCGGGAAACUUUGAGUAUCGCAAACAAAGAUUCGAAGUGGCAAUAGACUUUUAUACGAGGGGUCUGACGUACGUGAAGGAUACCCCAGUUCUAUAUGUGAAUCGUGCCAUGUGCUACAUCAAAUUGAGGGCAUACAAGCGCGGUAUUAUGGAUUGCGACCAUGUCCUUACCUACAUAGAUGAAAAAUAUCCGCGUGCUUGGCUUUAUCGUGCGGCGGCCUAUAAGCGACUGAACGAUGAAGCCAAUUACGAGUAUAGUGUCUCCCAAGUGAAACGAUUAAACAACACGGAAACUGAGUUUAUAGAUGACUUUUUGGAGAAAAUGCGAACGCUACUUUAGGCAGCAUCAAAAUCUUGAUAUGUACAAGCGAAGAUUACCUAAAUAAAGUAUAAUUGUAUAGACAGAAA
Drosophila kikkawai is the source of this 944-nucleotide messenger RNA. Its product is annotated as tetratricopeptide repeat protein 12. Gene Ontology annotation, cellular component: cytoplasm; centrosome. NCBI's taxonomy places the organism in Eukaryota, Metazoa, Arthropoda, Insecta, Diptera, Drosophilidae. Gene Ontology annotation, biological process: axonemal dynein complex assembly; sperm axoneme assembly. The record is from RefSeq and is a predicted model, not a curated record. Gene Ontology annotation, molecular function: protein binding.